Trichoderma gamsii is the source of this 903-nucleotide messenger RNA. RefSeq lists its product as hypothetical. The transcript is spliced from 2 exons. The coding region runs from base 1 to 903 and encodes 300 amino acids. NCBI's taxonomy places the organism in Eukaryota, Fungi, Ascomycota, Sordariomycetes, Hypocreales, Hypocreaceae. The record is from RefSeq and is a predicted model, not a curated record.
AUGGACAGUAAUGCCUCCAACCUCAUUCCGCUCCAACUCAUGCCGGAGCAAGCCUAUGCGGGCCCGGGCAAUGAUUGGACUGGGACCAGCGACCCAAAAGCGAGGAAGAAGAUUCAAGAUCGUAUCCAUCAGAAGGCCCGUCGGCAGCGCAUCAAAGCCAGGACGAGCUACCUCUUCUGCCCACGACAGGAAGGCCGUUCUGCACCUGUUGGCGUAGCAAACAUUCCCUGUAGCGGUUUCAGCGAAGACCAAGCCGUCCCUAGUCUCUGGGCGAGCAAUGCCGUUUAUGACUCACGAAACAAUCAACCCUUUAAUCUCAGUACAUUUACAGCCUGCGAGCCAGAUUCUGAACGGACCGAGCAGUUCAUCCUUCAGUUCACCGCCAAAGCGCAUGAAUAUUUCCUCCACGGAUCACCUCGCACGGACAUGCUGAUCAACCUAGUCCAGUUUAAUACGACGAGAGCUCUAGUGACGAACGCAAGAUUUAUUGGGGUCACAAGGGAGCUUAUGGCGCCUGGUUCUCGGUCACAACUUACUUCCGCAAGUGUCGGUGUCUCAGCGUGCAAUUCGCUACCUCCAAGCCUGAAACCAACUCAUCUUCAGCUCACCACAAGUCAUCACCCUUGGAUUGAUACAUUGCCGUUACCCGAGAUUCGGGACAACUUGCUACGUCGCGACGAGAGUUCCUAUGACAAAAAGGAGUUGUGCCGUGACCUCAGAGGCUUCCAGGCGGUGGCAGAUGGCUACGGGGGUAUGAUUGUAUGGGGAGCCCCGUGGGACUCUCAGGGAUGGGAGGUCACAGACGCAUUUGCGACCAAGUGGCCGUGGGUAAUUAAUGGCUGUCACCAGCUUCUCAAGUCUACAAGUUAUUGGAGAAAAGUAAGGCAUGAACGCAGUGUAUAA